Babesia bigemina is the source of this 1158-nucleotide messenger RNA. RefSeq lists its product as hypothetical. The record is from RefSeq and is a predicted model, not a curated record. The transcript has a single exon. NCBI's taxonomy places the organism in Eukaryota, Apicomplexa, Aconoidasida, Piroplasmida, Babesiidae. Bases 1 to 1158 code for a protein of 385 amino acids. Gene Ontology annotation, cellular component: phagophore assembly site membrane; cytosol; extrinsic component of membrane. Gene Ontology annotation, molecular function: protein binding; phosphatidylinositol-3-phosphate binding; phosphatidylinositol-3,5-bisphosphate binding. Gene Ontology annotation, biological process: autophagy of mitochondrion; protein localization to phagophore assembly site; protein lipidation.
AUGUUGCCAUGUUCGCAUUCAAUCGCAUCCAGUCCAUCGAUCGGCGGAUUCUCCGAUGCGCGUUUCAACCAGGACAGGUCAUGUUUGGCCGUCAGUUGCGCGGCGGGCUUCCGCAUCUACAACUGCAACCCGUUUUCGCUGGCGUGCGAACGCGACCUGUCCGCGCAUGUGGGCGGUGGCGUGAGGACGGUUGAGAUGAUGUACCGGUGCAACAUCGUGGCGGCAGUGGGCGACGACAGUGCGGCGUGGAACUCUUCGCAGACGUCCCGCGCGUCGGCGGAGUGGACUCGCAACGUGCUACUUUUGUGGGAUGACAAGGAAUGCUGCGAGAUUGCAAGGUUGAUGUUCAACAGUAGCAUUACUAACGUGAAGUUGUCGCGGCAUUUGCUGGUAGUGGCUGUUGUGGAUGAGGUUCACGUGUAUCAUCUGCACGACAUGAAUCUGCUGGAUACGUAUAGCACCUUUUACAACCCAGAGGGGUUGUGUUCGCUGGCUUCCAAUUGCGACGUGGACACCGUUGCGUUCCCCAGCCCCACGCGCGGCAUGAUCGGCAUGGCGUACUACCAUUUGGACUGCUCCGACGGUGCGUUGUUGGGCCGCGAGGGCAAGACGAUACUCGCGCACAACUCCGAUAUUACCGCUCUAGGGCUGAGCGUUGACGGCUUGCUAUUGAUGUCGGCAUCACGCCACGGGCAUUUUGUGCGCCUUUGGAAUGCGUUUUCGGUCCAGCUGCUCCAGGAGUUCCGCAAGGUCCCUGGCAUGGGGUUGAUCCACCUGUGCGUGCUGAGUCCAGACGCCACGAUUUUGUGCACAGUGAGCAACCGCAAUGCGGUAUUGGUUUACCGUGUGAACCCGCAAUCGCCUAGGGUGAGAAGAGAUGGCAGGGACGAAUCGUUCGCUUCAGCUCGCCGGGUCUCGUCUGCCCCCACGAAUGGACUAGAUAACUUUAGGCUCUGCCUACACAUCAAGCUGAUGCGCGUACGGCGUUUGUACACGUUUUACGCAUGGCCGUUCUCACGUUAUUAUCCGGAGGACAUGGUGGUGGCGUGCACGUUUUUGCCCACGACCAACAACCUGCUGCUGGUGCUGUCCAACGGCCACGUUCACCGUCUCGGCGUCAACUACCGCCUACGGCUACUCGCAGACCACUCGUUAUAA